Molecule: messenger RNA, 2037 nt
Organism: Uranotaenia lowii
Lineage: Eukaryota; Metazoa; Arthropoda; Insecta; Diptera; Culicidae
Exons: 7
Coding region: 687-1976 (429 amino acids)
Source: RefSeq, a predicted model, not a curated record
CCCCAUUUCCAGUGGGAGCUUUGUCGCCUUGGCAACCAUAAAGAAAAACGAAUAACAAAAUAAAGACUUUCUCUGGUGGCUAAACGACAAGGAAAAUUAAAACUGGAAAAAGUGUUGUUUUCGGAUUAAGGAACCGGAAAAGUGCUUCGCCGCGUCGAAUUUCAACAAGAAUAUCCGGUCUGCGUUGUAUUCCGCUGUUUUCUUUUCGAGCAUCGGUCGUCGGGUCCCGAAGUUCUGAGUGUUCAACAUGGCCUGAACAGGAGGCGGUGCAAGUGUAAAUUUUUGUUCACUUUCCUGUGUUGUGCAAUUUUGGUACCUAUUUAGAAAAAUUUAUUCUGUUAUUCUUCGGGGGUUUGGUUUGAUAAUUAUAUGUGCAGCCAUAAAAAUACGGCUUUAUAAUGAAGAGCAUGCAAAAUAGUAAAUGUGGAACAUUGCUUUUGUGAUGUGUGGUGUAUAAGUCUGAAUUCUGUUCCAUAAAUUUCAUGGAAAUGUAUACACAGAAUUGAGAAGAUCGCCUUAAGCUCCAGAACCAUGCGGAAGAACUGAAGAUCAUAAUUGAAAUUGUUCUGUACCGCACAAAAAAUCUACUACAUUUUAUUAGAUAUAUCCAUACUACUCGUAACCAAUACAGGGUCCCAUUUAUAAUAUUAUCUGUGUGUGGAGAAAUUGAUCCGUACUUUCUUAAAAUGGCUACUCGUUUGGCAACGCAGCGUAAUUUCAUAACCGUAACUCCCAUCCCGACAACUGUGGCAUCUGCCGCAGCCGUCGAAUCCCCGGCUCAGGCUGCCACAACGGGACCCCAACAACAAAGCGAUGCAUCCGAUGGUGGUGAAGAUAGCUCCCCGAACUCUACUCCAACAUCGACGAACUCAGCAACGCCUGCGACCUCCUCGAAUGCGAUAACGGCGAACACUACUGUUGUUUCAAGUCCGCUUAAAAAUGGAACCGGGAAAUCGGCCGCAUUAGCUAGCACCCAGGUGGAAACGACCCCUGCUAGCGCAGCAUUAAACAACUCAGUCAUACCGACAAGUUUGAUUGCAAAUAAUCUAAGCAUUGCCAAUCUUCUAGGAGCUCAAAAUGGGGGACUGGCAUUGCAGCAAUUAAUUCAACAGAAAAAAAUAGUAAUUCAUCCCAAUGGAACCGUCAUCGACAUCGUACCUCUGGAUGGAGCCGACUCGCCCGAAGAUUCAAAGCUGGGAGUUCAAAUUGCCGAUGGUAGUUCUUCGCCUGCUAGCAGUGGUGAGCAGCAUGUUACGGCGCAAGUUGCGGUGGUUCAGGCUCAAAGUCCCACAGAUGGUGGUCCACAGUACAUCACCGUCACCGCAACGGCACCACCAGUUUCGGAAUUCACGGAAGCGGACGAGGAAAAUGAAGAAGACGUCCGGUCGUAUGCCUCGUUGACGGCGAUUGACGUGUCAUCUCCAGAUAACGUCCAGAACCACCACACGUAUGUUCAGUAUGUCGAUUCCGAUAUGUAUACUACGGCUGGACAAGGUCAAACACAAAUGGCUUAUCCGGUGUAUGCAGUGGGCGAUUACAGUUCAACUGCCGGCGGCCAGCAGUACUACGCAACGGGAGGUAAUGGUGGUGGCGGCGGAAACGGAACAUCAGGAGGAAAUGGCACCGGCGCCAGCACUUACAGUGCUUCCGGUAACAGUUCUCACUCGUCGACCAGUAGCAAUGGAGGAGGUGGCGGUGGUGGUGGCGGUCCUGGCAAUAGUUCGAACGGAGGAACAAACGGCUCCGGUCAACAGUACAUUGUUCCGGUCGAUGAGGCCACACUGCUCGGAACCAAUGGUGCGCACCAGCGGGAGUCACCGCAAACCAUGACGGAUGUGGCUUCAUAUAUUCAAUCGCACCAAGUAUCGCAUCAUUCUAACUCAACAACACCUACCCCGGAUAUGGAUUCCACCCCUAAUCUCAGUCAUGCAACUCGAGUUUCACCAGCGACGGUAAGAUUUUUCUUGCAUUUUUGAAUAUUGUUUAAAAUCGAAUCUUUGUCGAGUCCAGGUUGAAUAAAUUAAAGGAAAAAUUAAC